Messenger RNA from Coffea eugenioides, 2280 nucleotides. Its product is annotated as protein FAR1-RELATED SEQUENCE 9-like. Lineage: Eukaryota; Viridiplantae; Streptophyta; Magnoliopsida; Gentianales; Rubiaceae. Bases 1 to 2280 code for a protein of 759 amino acids. The record is from RefSeq and is a predicted model, not a curated record. Gene Ontology annotation, molecular function: zinc ion binding. The transcript has 5 exons. Gene Ontology annotation, biological process: regulation of DNA-templated transcription.
AUGAAGGUUAACAGUAGACAAACUGGUAAGUUUCGUAUAUGUCAGUUGAUCAUUGAGCAUAAUCACUAUCUUUCAAGUCCCAACAAAAGUCAUUUACACAGAUCACAUAGAAAGAUAAAUUCUAUUCAUGCAGCUGAAAUUGAUAUGGCAUACCGUGUGGGUAUAGCACCAAAAGUUUCUCAUGAACUUAUGGCACUACAAGUAGGAGGACGGGAGAACUUAGGUUUCAUUCCUGAGGAUUACAGGAAUUAUUUAUGUUCUAAACGAACAAUACAAAUGGAAGUUGGAGAUACAGGAGGCGUACUUGAAUAUUUGCAAAAAAUGCAAUUAGAGGAUCCUAAUUUCUUCUAUGCAAUUCAAGUGGAUCAAGAUGCUUUGAUUACAAAUAUUUUUUGGACUGAUGGAUUAAUGAGGGUAGAUUAUGCAAGUUUUGGAGAUGUUGUUUGUUUUGACACGACGUACAGAAAGAAUAAUGAAGGCCGUCCAUUUGCUUUAUUUGUUGGAGUGAAUAAUCAUAAACAGACUGCAAUAUUUGGGGCUGCUUUAUUAUAUGAUGAAACUACUUCAACUUUUGAGUGGUUGUUUGACACUUUUGCGAGAGCCAUGUCAGGGAAAAAACCAAACACUAUACUUACGGAUCAGGACGCAGCAAUGGCUAAAGGACUAAUUUCUACAUGGCCUGAAACACGUCACCGUCUUUGCAUAUGGCAUAUAUUUCAAAAUGCAGCUAUUCAUCUCAGUCAUGUGUUCGAAAAGUUUAAACAAUUUGCGAAUGAUUUCAGUAGAUGUGUAUAUGAUUUUGUUGAAGAAGAAGACUUUAUAUAUGAAUGGAAUUCUAUGUUGAAGAAGUAUGGUCUUGAGGACAAUGAUUGGUUAAAACGUAUAUUUGAAAUUAGAGAAAAAUGGGCAUUGGUGUAUGGAAGGGAAACAUUUUGUGCAGAUAUGACAACAACUCAAAGGAGCGAAAGCAUGAAUAGUGUGAUAAAAAGGUAUGUAACCUACAAGAAUAAAUUUCAUGAGUUUUUCAAUCAUUUUGAGAGGUUAGUUGAUUAUCGUAGAUAUAAAGAACUUCAAGCCAACUUUAGAGCAUAUAUGAGUACUCCAGUACUACCAUUUGAUGUUGAUGUUUUGAAACAAGCUGCAAGUGUGUAUACUCCUGAAGUAUUCAAAUGGUUUGAAGUUGAGUGGGGUAAAUCUCAUGAUUGUGGUAUAAUCACCUACAGUGAGGUUGGAACAGUGACAGAGUAUAAGAUCACUCCUAAAGGCAGAAAAAACUAUCAUAUGGUUAGAUUUGAUGCAAUAGGUGAUCAGAUUUCAUGUAGUUGCAGGAAGUUUGAAUUCUCUGGAAUUUUAUGCUCUCAUUCUCUGAAAGUUCUUAAUGUAAGAAACAUCAUGAAGAUCCCUAGUCAAUACAUAAUAAAAAGAUGGACCAGCAAAGCAAAAGCAGGAUAUAUUACAGACAAUGAUUCUUGCAAUAUCAAUAAUGAUUUGGAUCCGAAAGUGCUUUUUACGAAGCGUUAUAGAGAUUUGUGUAGACUAUAUACUCAAUUGGUCACAAAAGCUGCACAAGCAGAAGAAACUUAUAGAAUUGCUAAAGAAGGCCUUUUGAAAAUGUUGGAUUUGGUUGAUGCAAGGUUACAUCAAGAGGGGUUGAGCAAUGAGAUGUCAAAUGCAACAAAAGGUUCCAGCCCCACAAAUAAUACUACUAAUGCAAGUGGUAUCAAUAUCAAGGGCAUCAAAAAAAAGACGAAAACUAUUUCAGGCAAGAGACUGAGGAGUAGUCUAGAGAAGGCUACUAAGAGAAGAAGAUCAACAAAAAAAAGUUUGCAAAAUAGUGUAACUAUGAAGUUAUCAGCGUCAUCACAUGAUGAGCCUGUAGGAGAUAUUAUAAAUAUUGUAUCUACAGGAUGCAGUAUACAACAUCAUGGACUACAAGAGGCAAAUACAAAUGAGGUGAGCAUGAUAGAAUCUUUACAGUAUCAACAAAAUUAUGGCCAACUAUGCACUUUCAGUUCCAUGAACAUGACUGGCUUGCUUAAGGCUCAAGAAUUACAUGGUUUCGGAGGAGCAAAAAUAAAUCAGUUUGAAUUGAAUGACAACUCUUAUACUAUGGGACAAAAAGUUGGAGCUGAUUGCAAUGAAGAGAGAGUUAGAGAAAUAGGUUUUGCAAGACAUAAUAAGAGGUCUCCAACAUUUGCUCAUGGUGCUUUAGAUCUUUCCUCGCGGAAAAUUAGUGCAGUUAGGGAACUCAUUCCUCAAAUUCAUACAUUACUUGUCUAG